CAGACUUUAGUGUGCUUCAAGUCGCACGCGCAGAGCCAUUGCUCUCCGUAUAUAUUUUUCUUGAAUACUUAUUCGUGCGGUAGGAACGGCGUUGAUAUAAUCUAAGGUAAACCAGAGACGUGAGUCAAAACUACAGUCGAGAUCAGCGCAAACAUGAAAGCCAGGGCAGCUUUGUUUGCACUGCUGGCGGUCGGUCUUCUCGUGGGGGACGUCGACGCUGGUUGGAAGUUUUGGAAGUCCAGUAAGAAGGAUGAAGCUACAACCACGACAACAACCACUACCAUCGCUCCGCCAACCACUAGUCAACGCACUCCGACAAAUCCAAAGAAUGCCGUAUUAGGUGCAGCAGAUCCAGGACUCGCAAUUGGCGUUGGUAGCACCGGAACCAAUAUCAGGAACAAUGCACGACCGAGCAAACCAAACCCCGGAACUGAGGUUGGCCUCGAUAUACCAGUGUCAAAACCAAAUAAACCAGGAAUCGGAGGUCAGGGAGGACAAGGCUACAGAGACUGGGCAGUAGGAUUAACGGGAGCUGGUGAACCCGGAAAGCCUGGGUCACAACUGCCGAAUCAAGGAUCAGCACAACAACCAGCUCCGAACUCCGGAAGUAGACCUGGUACUACAACGGGAAAACCCGCUGGUGGUCAACCACAAACAGGACAGCAGUUGCCUGGAAGUCGUCCAGGUUCGCCAACCGGAACUGGUCCUGCCAGUCAGCCAGGACAAACCAGUAGUACUCUGAAACCGACAACAACCACUGUUCGCGGACCUCAGGGAAGCUCCACCGACGGAAAGCCGCAGGUUUCCACAUUGAACAUUGGCAGCUUGAACCCCGGUAGCAGAACAGGUUCACCAACGUCUAACCCUGGGUCCAACCCUCAAAGCAGACCUGGCUCACCUACGUCCACAUCCGGAGGUAACACACCUACAGGUGGUAAAAGUUGGGCGGAUAUUGCAGCCACAAAUAGCAAACCCGGUUCCCCGACAUCUUCAAGACCUGGUUCACCGCAAGGUGGACAAAACUCAUACCCUGGUCAGGGUGGUAGCACUACACCAGGCCAAUCUCGACCAUCUCAAAUUCCGAUUCAGCCUUACGGACAACCAGGACAUCAAGGUGCUCAGCAGCCGGGACGAACUGGACCUUCAACCGGUGGAGCAAUUGCUGCCGGAGCCGUAGGUGGUGCUGUGGCUGCCACAACAUUCUCGAGCAAUCCAACGUACAGCAAGGGAAACACAGUGACUGACGAAGAUCUGAUCAAGUUGGCCGAAUCGUUAUUCAUUAAGGAUGUGAACAAUGCCAACAGAUACAUCACACUGAAUCUCCAGAAACGGACGACUGGCAACAAUCUCGCCGACGAGGCACCGCAACCGUUGCUGAGCGUCAAGUCCGAGGCUUUACAAAUCCCUACGAUCCAAAAGGUCCUCGCUCUCUACAACAAUUACGAACACGAUGUUCGUACGAAUGAAUACGUGAGCCCGGCAGAACGAGCCGAAGAAAGUUUAUUGGUGGACACAUUUUUGAGUACAAACGUAAUGUCGGCUGCGAUGCGAUUUCUAGCAGACAAGGGAUUCGUUCGCAAGGACUACUACGAGUACAAAGAUACCUUGCGAAGAUUGUGGUUUAAUCUUUACUCUCGUGGAGAGGGUAAGAUUGGAAGCUCCGGUUUCGAGCAUGUCUUCUUAUCAGAAUCGAAACUAGGUACCGAAUUGAUCGGGUUACACAACUGGAUUUACUACAACGCUGAGGAAGUUGCUAACCGUGCUAAUUACUUGGGCUACAUCAAGAAGGUGGACCUUGGAGACAAAGCUUCGAUAGUGAAGUUUCACACGAAACUAAACGGCUUGGACAAGCCAGUUACGAGUAUGUUCAUCGGGACUUCACCGGAACUGGAAAUGGCUCUCUACACGGUUUGCUUUUUUGUCAGGCCUGACACUUCGUGUCCAGUUUCACUGGGAGGCACGCCAUUCAACAUCAUUACGCACAAGUUCAAAUACAGAGGCAAAGAGUUGAUCGGAUCUGCCAACCCUGAGAUUUAAGAAUCUACGUUAAUAUUUAAGUCGAAUCCCUUAACUCUUUAUUGGUCCAACAACUUUGUGCUAAUCUAUCGUAAUAACUCAAGUAAGAAUCUCAACUCUAAAUAAUCUCAUCAUAACUUCCGUUAUACUGUAAGACAACGAAGAAAUUUAUCCAGCGAGGAUGGUUCUUAGCUUUUCACGAAUCAUGAAUACCUAUAAAGUGUAAAUCAAGCCUGCGCUUAUUCUACAUAUAUUUUGUUUUUAUUUGUAACACAAACAAUUACAAAGUUUAUCAUGACUUUUAUAGAAUGAAUGUGACACAUCAAAUGACAUUUCGGAAGUAAUCCGCGAACCUUCUUCUUCCUUCUUUCGAAAUUGUACUUUUAAGGAACCUGUUACGUAAUUAAACGAACCCUUCACGAAAA
Molecule: messenger RNA, 2441 nt
Organism: Diprion similis
Lineage: Eukaryota; Metazoa; Arthropoda; Insecta; Hymenoptera; Diprionidae
Product: endoribonuclease CG2145-like
Exons: 6
Coding region: 154-2037 (627 amino acids)
Molecular function (GO): RNA endonuclease activity
Source: RefSeq, a predicted model, not a curated record